Molecule: messenger RNA, 1434 nt
Organism: Papilio polytes (common Mormon)
Lineage: Eukaryota; Metazoa; Arthropoda; Insecta; Lepidoptera; Papilionidae
Product: ubiquitin-conjugating enzyme E2 J1-like
Exons: 1
Coding region: 216-968 (250 amino acids)
Source: RefSeq, a predicted model, not a curated record
UUCGAUUGGUACAAUAUUUCGUCAUCAUACUCUUUGGCCAGCAUAACAGAAAUAAAACUUUUCAUCACUUUUCAUUUUCAAUAAGGGAAAAAUUUACAUAUCACCCGUUUAUCGAGAUAAUCUUAAGUGUAUAAUCUUUAUUUACUUUUCCUGGGAGUGAUAUUGUGAAAAUCUUUGGAAUUAUAAGUAAAAAGUGGCAAAAUCAGUAUAAGAAUAUGGCAGAGAUUGGCGAAAAAUACAACACUAAAUGCCCUGGUGUGAAACGUCUGAUGCGAGAGGCUAUAGAGUUAGCAGAAGCUACAGAAGAAUACUGCGCAAGGCCAUUGGAAGAUAACUUAUUCGAGUGGCACUUUACAAUACAAGGACCGAAAGGUACAGAUUUUGAGGAUGGCGUCUACCAUGGUAGGAUACUGUUACCUAAAGAAUAUCCUAUGCAUCCACCGCAUAUCAUACUAUUAACACCUAAUGGAAGGUUCGAAGUUAACAAAAAGAUUUGCUUGUCUAUAUCUGGACAUCAUCCAGAGACAUGGCAACCUUCAUGGUCGAUAAGAACAGCUCUUCUGGCUCUGAUUGCCUUUAUGCCAACACCAGCGGAAGGUACUAUCGGAUCGCUGGACUACAGUCCAGCAGAACGGAAAAUUCUGGCAAAGAAAUCGCGAACAUGGUCAUGUUCGGAAUGUGGGGAAAUAAUAAAUUUGCUAUCUUCAACAGCAGCUAAACCCUUAACUGAGGAAGAACAGUCUGUUUUAAACCAAAUAGCAUUUAAAGGUGAAGAUGAGCAAGCAAAGCCACCUGUGGAUGAGACAGCUCCAGAAGUUGAGCCGCAAGUGAUUGAAUCAUCAGACAACAGUACUACAUUCUUAGAUCAACUAACGGAGAUUCUUGUAGCACUGCUUGUUGGUGCGAUUGGCAUAUUCAUAUACCGACGUUGGAAUACACAUCAAACUGCAGCCGGUGAUGAAAUGUAAAACACUUGAGAUUUCUGAAGUAUUUUAAGAUAAUGAAUGUUAAAAAUUUAACUUAUAGGACUUACAGACAUGUUUUUGUCAACAAAAGUCAACACACUAUAGUAAUAUCAAAAUUAUUUCAGUCUGCCUCAGUAAGUUUUUGAGACAAAAACAUUUCAAUAUUUGAAUAGCUUUUUAAAAUGUAAUUUUUAAGUAAAUACAUUGCACAUUUUAAACUUAGUCAUAACAAGUAUUUAUGUUUUCUAUUAAAAUCACUUUAUAGCUUCUAAUGUUGAUAUUUCAAAUUGACCUGAAAUUUAUUGUUUUUAAAUUGAUGAUUUAAAAAUUUAGUUGUACUCUUGCCAGUGUCCCAGAGUGGGACUUGGAGAUUAUCAUAAUGGAAAAUACUCCGUUAUGAUAAAUAUAAAAUAAAUCUUUUGAAUAUUUAUAUAGUUUAUUUAGUAGUGUUAAAAAAUAUUUUGUUCAU